Molecule: messenger RNA, 648 nt
Organism: Aegilops tauschii subsp. strangulata
Lineage: Eukaryota; Viridiplantae; Streptophyta; Magnoliopsida; Poales; Poaceae
Source: RefSeq, a predicted model, not a curated record
AUGGUCAUGCUCAUGGGCAUGCAAGAGGAAAUGGACCGACAGGUGGAGCAUAUUCUCAACUUCAAGGGCUCAAUCAAAGGGAGAAGAGUGGUCAAUCGGGAUAGGGUGUCCGAAGCACGGCUAUUGCAGAAGGACUACAUUGCUCCGAACCCAAAUUUCCCAGAUGAUACAUGGUUUCGUCGCCGUUUCCACAUGCGGAAACCAUUGUUCUUGUGCAUUGUGGCGGGAGUGGAGGCACACGAUGACUACGUUAAGUUCAAAAGGGAUUGUUGCGGCCAACUUUCUUUCUCUGCUAAGCAGAAGUGCACUGCUGCUAUGAGGAUGCUUGCACUUGGUACUGCCGCAGAUGUCGUUGGUGAAAUGGUCAGGAUGGGUGAGAGCACAUGCCUGAAGACUAAUGUCAAAAUUGCCUGCGCCAUGGUGCAGGCGUUAGGAGCAGAGUAUCUCAGAGAACCAAAUGCGCAGGACACAGAAAGGUUGUUGGCUAUUGGAGAGACUAGAGGGUUUUCAGGAAUGCUCGGAUCAAUCGAUUGCAUGCAUUGGCAAUGGAAGAAAUACCCCAAAGGUUUGCGGGAAAUGUAUCAAGGUCACACCAAAGAGGCCACCAUCAUACUAGAAGUGGUGGCAUCACAUGACUUAUGGAUCUAA